Ectocarpus sp. CCAP 1310/34 is the source of this 287-nucleotide messenger RNA. NCBI's taxonomy places the organism in Eukaryota, Phaeophyceae, Ectocarpales, Ectocarpaceae. The record is from the annotation of a GenBank genome assembly.
AUGAUGCGAAGGUACGGGGCUAUGGGUUUGGGAGGUUGUGGAGAUGGGUGCGUGGGUCCCGGUGAGGAAACCGGGAGCGGAGGAGGAGGGCCUCGCGAACCUUCGCUGGGUUUGCUAUUCUCUGGAUUCGGCUGGACCUCACGACAAGAGUGGCUGACCGACAGAGAAUUUCAUGCGAUCACGUGAUUCCCGAUUUGACGCGAGCCUCUUAGAAUGGAUUUUUGACGACAAAGGUGGAACGAAAAAACAAGAACAUUGGCACUGUACAAAGGCCAAAACCGACGACC